Messenger RNA from Metarhizium brunneum ARSEF 3297, 852 nucleotides. RefSeq lists its product as uncharacterized. Gene Ontology annotation, molecular function: oxidoreductase activity, acting on the CH-OH group of donors, NAD or NADP as acceptor. The record is from RefSeq and is a predicted model, not a curated record. Lineage: Eukaryota; Fungi; Ascomycota; Sordariomycetes; Hypocreales; Clavicipitaceae.
AUGUCGGCCGCCAACCCGCCCCGCCCGUCGCGCAGCCUCAAAGGCAAGGUGGCGAUUGUCACGGGCGCCGGCAGCCGCGGCGAGACGAUCGGCAACGGGCGCGCCAUCGCGCUCCUGCUCGCCGAGGACGGGGCCAAGGUGGUCUGCGUGGACCGCGAGGAGGCGCUCGCGCAGCGGACGGCGGAGCUGGUGCUCGCGGAGAACGAGGGGGCGUCGGCGCUGGCGGUGGCGGCGGACGUGUCGUCGGCCGAGGAGUGCGCGCGGGUCGUGGACGCGGCGCUGCGCGUGUUUGGCCGGGUGGACGUGCUGGUGAACGGCGUCGGGGUGCUGGGGCCCCCGGGCACGGCGGUCGACGUGGAUGCCGCGCGGUGGGCGAGGGGCCUCGAGGUCAAUGUCACGAGCAUGAUGCUCAUGGCUAAGUAUGCGGUGCCGGCGAUGCGGGAUAAUGAGCCUGAGGCCGGCGUGCGCGGGAGCAUUGUGAAUCUGGGGUCGGUGGCGGGCCUGCGUGGUGGCACGCCGAGUCUGUUGUAUCCGACGAGUAAGGGCGCCGUGGUGAAUAUGACGAGGGCUAUGGCGGCGCACCAUGCUAAGGAUGGGGUGAGGGUGAAUUGCGUUUGUCCUGGGAUGUUGUAUACGCCCAUGGUGUAUGAUGCCGAGGGGGGCAUGUCGGCAGAGGUGAGGGAGGCGAGGAGGCGGAGGAGUCUGUUGCAGACCGAGGGGAAUGCGUGGGAUUGUGCUGGACCGGUGCGGUUUCUGGCCGGUGGUGAGGCGAGGUGGAUUACGGGGACGGUUUUGACGGUCGAUGCUGGGGCGACUUGUGCUUUGGCUGUGAGCAUGCCUGAUGGCGAGUAG